AUGUCGACACGGGCUCCUCAAACCAAAGGAAAUUUUAUGGUGAUUCGCCAUCAAUGUCCCGGCUCAAGGCAAGCCGAGAUGCACGGUGCUCAGAGCCUCAGACCGGGCCCAAGCAUCCUUGAGCGAGCUGCCACAAGUCGAACACCAUCCCGACGAGCUCUUUACAGACGUUCUUUGUACCUCACCUGGGGGAAACCCAUCCGUGUCGACCGGCGCCGACUUUCAGCGUUACCACCACCCACCCGAGCUGCGAAACGGUUCCUAGAAUCAGGUCUAGAGUACUUGUACAGGCUCAACAAUGAUGAAGCUGGCGUAACAGCCACCGGAAAGUUGAUUGGAACCCAGAAAUACUUGUACCAGUGGAUCUUCUUAGUUCAGUUUUGCCGCCCUCAAAGCCAUGUGCCUCCGCCCAUCUGGUCAGGGCUGGCCCGUUGUAUCAAACCUUCAGCCGUCAUUCGACGCUGGUGGCCUUGUUCAAAUGUUGGUGAACAUAGAUUUGGUAGCACUAGCAGCCUGAGCUUCUACAUAGCCAAGGUGCUUCUGUGAUCAGCCUAAGGUUGUCUAUAUUUCUCGUGCACGUCGUCCACGAGGUUCCUCAUCUUUGGUUUCCAGCAUAUAUCCCAAAAUUUCUAACGGAGAUCUUUCUUGUUCGGCGUUUCCUGCACGUCACUCGCUCUCCCUUGAAGUUUUCAUAUUCAUAGCAACACUCC
Messenger RNA from Puccinia graminis f. sp. tritici CRL 75-36-700-3, 710 nucleotides. RefSeq lists its product as uncharacterized. The coding region runs from base 1 to 546 and encodes 181 amino acids. NCBI's taxonomy places the organism in Eukaryota, Fungi, Basidiomycota, Pucciniomycetes, Pucciniales, Pucciniaceae. The transcript has 4 exons. The record is from RefSeq and is a predicted model, not a curated record.